Messenger RNA from Chara braunii, 1438 nucleotides. The record is from the annotation of a GenBank genome assembly. Lineage: Eukaryota; Viridiplantae; Streptophyta; Charophyceae; Charales; Characeae.
CAUCGAUAGAUUCGCAUUAUUUCUCCGCAUGUACUGUUCUCAGCAUGAAACUUCAUAGAACUUUCCCCGACGCUUUUCGGCCCGGCCGCACUCCGGGCACUCUUCAGGAGAUGCCUCUGAUCAGAAAGUCAGGAGAAGAAGGAAGGAGAAAGAGGGAAGAGGAGGAGGAGGAGGAGGAGGAGGAGGAGGAGGAAUCUAUCGAUGCUUGGGCAAAACAUGAUGACGGAGUUUGUGUGGAAGAAGUGGUUUGUGGAAUAACGAGAGGGGUAACGGAUGAAGACAAAAUCUGGGAAGGUAGGAGUGGUGAAGACAGGGGUGGUAGAGUAGUCGAAAGGUGGGUAAUAGACGUAGAUAAAACCAGGGGAAAUAAUGGCGGUGAAGACAGAGGGGAUGAAAGUAGGGGUGGUGAAGUGGCUGAAGCAGAGACAGGGGGGGCAGUCGUAGGUGAGACCCGAAGAGGGGACUCUGCAAGUGGUAAUGCAGGCAUGAGCACGGACGCUAUGGAGGAACAGACCGAGAUCAAGGGCGACACAACAGCUGCGGUGGUCACGGAUGCCAUGGAGGAACACACCGAGACCAAGGGCGACACAACACCUGCGGUGGCCACGAAAGCCAUGGAGGAAUACACCGAGACCAAGGGUGACACAUCAGCUGCGGGUCGAGUUGCUCCCGCGGAAUCAAUCAUAAAAGCAACCAAGGCCGAUGAGGAAGAGGCUGCGAACCCAAAAGGGGCAGCCAGGGUAACAAACGACAUGGAAGGGGUACUAAAACUGAUGAGGAUGCAAGUGCGACAGACACAGGGGGAGGGUCGUGAAGAUGAUGAGGGGGAGGAGCGGGAGGAUUUGUGGGUGGCGAGGGUGCAGGAGCAUAAUGAGGGCAUAAUUGCCACUUUGCAGGAAUUAUCGUUGCAUCAACAAAAUAUUGAGAAGAUUGAGUUACUCGGGCAGCUAUGUCGACAUCUACAGAUCUUAUAUCUUCAGAAUAACUUGAUAUCCAGACUAGAGAAUUUGCGACGCCUCAAGGAGCUGCAAUACCUCAACCUAGCUGUCAACAACAUAUCCAAGAUUGAAAAUCUGGAAGGAUGCGAAUCCCUGGCAAAGCUGGACCUUACGCUAAACUUCAUCGCCAAGCCAGGACUUCUAUCAAUCGAACGGCUGCAGCACAACACCAACCUUCGCGAGUUGUAUUUGAUCGGAAAUCCUUGCUUGGAUAUUGAAGGAAGUAAAAAUUUCAUUAUCGCAUCAAUUCCAUCACUUGAGCGUCUGGACGGCAAGGAUGUACUUCGAUCGGAUCGGAUAGUCGCUUUGCAGGUAUAAUAUUCUGCACUGGCUACAGUGGCUAGUGCUUUUUUCUCUUUUUUCUUUCUUGGUUCUUUAAUGAUCUUCGUACUGCGCACAUGAGCCACCGGCCUACAGGAGAACAAACAUCUGUGCACCGU